CUGCACGCGGCGGAUAACAAAUAAACGUUCAACGUACAGGUAUAACGCGAUUCUUCACAUUUUUUCGUGUACCGUCGAUAACUCUUAUCAGCAAGUACACCACAGCGUGAGUCAUAUCCAGAUUAAGAAAGGUGAUACAAACGAAGGUGAUACAAACCAAACUUCAUUCAAUUCGAAUACGCAAGAAGAUUAACAGAAUAAUCGCCGUAUACAAGAUUACCGGAAUAAUCUAAAAUUUCCAAGUUCUGUGAUUACCGAACAAAUUAUUCCGACUUUGUCAAACUUUGCCGAUUCAGUAAGUUACUACGUUAAACGAGUAUUUACUUUGACGCACUGGGUAUACACCGUUGUCAACAAUAAUUCUUUGCGAUGACUGUUACUGAAACAAUAAUUCAAACGAAACCUGUGUCACCUGUGAUCUAUUUAACAAAAUAAAUGAAGAUCUGCGAGAAGAUAGAAAAUAGGUGUCCUUGGAAUAGUGUGCAAUUAAAUGGUGCAAGACUUUAAGAAAAUAUAAUGCAGAGGGAUGCGUGUCCACUGUAUGAUGUCACUCCACUUCACAUCUUUUCCUCCGCGCAGGGAUCAUGCAGAGAUUUCCUUUUUUUCCGCAGAUGUCAGCUAACGGUCGUGGCAUCAUUCCCGGCGUCCUUAUCGGUGGCCAGGAUCUGGAGGACACUGGUCACGACGAAUAACACGGAAGCGCAAUCGGAACGCGACUAUCGCGGAAACAAGGAGCAAAGAGUCUGCGAAACGGCGCACUGCAACGAGAUCGCUAGGAGAAUUCUUGAUAGUAUGGACACCUCGGUAGAUCCUUGCGAGGAUUUUUACCAAUACGCUUGCGGCUCAUGGGAGGAACACAACGCUAUACCAGACAAUGAAGUGGAAUGGUCCGAGGACGACGUCGUCACGAAGAAAACCUAUGAACGCAUUAGAGAUGUCCUCGAGGAGCCAGAUAAACCCACCGACAUUCUGCCAGUUAAAAUGGCGAGGAAACUUUAUCGUUCCUGCAUGAACGUUGAGGCGAUCGAAAGGAGAGGCAUUAAACCUAUACAAGAAAUUCUGAACACUACCGGUGGAUGGCCGAUAGCGAUGCCAGUAAAGGAAUGGAGCUCUAAGAAAUUCCCUUGGCAAAAGAUCGACAGGGAUUACGUGGCAUUGAUCGGCAACAGCGCUUUCUACAAUAUCGAAUACGAAAUUGAUCAGAAUGAUACGACGCGAUACGUACUUACAAUAGAUCAAGAUACAGAGCAUCCUAUGGGAGUGAAAAGAGAAGUCUCCAGCAACGUUGAACUCGAUCGCAAAUACUUGAAAGGCAUCUAUCUCAUAAUACAUGCGUUUGCGAAAGAGAAAGGUUACAGACUGCGUCGGCGGCAAUUGAUCGAUGACAUGACGAAAAUGCUGGAAUUUGAAAUCGAAUUAAACGAUAUCAUCGAAACGGACAAGGUGUCACAUGCAGCCAACAAUAACUCAGUAAGAAUGACCAUCGAAGAGUUACAGAUGUGGUACGACAGUUCUGGUGUCAAGUCGAAAACAGCGCAAAUCAAUUUCUUGGAAGUGAUGCAAUACACGUUCAAGCGGGCUAACGUUAGCAUAAACGCGACCGAACCGAUUGUGGUUUAUAACCCGAUGUUCCUUCAUAAACUGGCGCGGCUGCUGGGAAACACCUCGCAACGUGCGCUCGUGAAUUACGUGCAAUGGAACAUGAUCAACAACUUUCUGUCGUACACCACGCAAGAGAUGAAGGACAUCGUUUUCAACAUGUCCUAUUCGUCGUAUAAUAUCUCUAACUAUAUGCCACGAUGGAAAUUUUGCGUGCUUAACAUGGAAAUGGAAGAUGCGGUGUCGUAUAUGUUCGUCAAAAAGUACAUUUCGGACGACGUUAUUGCCGAGGCAAAGAAAAUGGUUCAAAGAAUAAAAGAAGAGUUAGGUAACCGCAUAAUGCGUGCACAAUGGCUAUCGAGCUCAGUGAAAAGGUCUUUGUCGCGGAAAUUGGAUACGAUUGAAAUACAAAUUGGAUACCCAGAAUGGUACAAGGACGAUCAAGCUAUGAUUCAAUUCUACAAAGGGUUAAAUAUAGGUCAGGACUACUUUCAAAAUCUAUUAAAUUGCGCCGAGCACGAACUAAUUAAGGGAAUGAAAGAUUUUAGAAAGCCCGUCGUCAGAACCGCAUGGUUGGAUUUUCCUAUAACAGUUAACGCAUUCUACACACCAGCAGUUAACACCAUGCUUAUUCCAGCAGCUGAGUUACAGGACCCCUUUUUCACGCCAUUUUUACCGGACGCCAUAACUUAUGCAGUCACUGGUUUUAUAAUCGGACACGAGUUAUCUCAUGGUUUCGAUAACGAAGGAAUAAAAUACGACGUGGAUGGUUACAUGUCUUCGUGGAUUUCUCAGGAUAUAAUCGACGAAUACAAUGAACGAGCAUCCUGCUUCGUAGAUCAAUUCAAUAAUUACACCCUUGACGUUGAAGAUGAAAAUGGAGAACCUGUGCAGGUGGAUGGUAAACUGACAGAGGACGAAAAUUUGGCUGACGCGGUCGGCGUACAAGUGGCUUUCGCAGCUUACAAGAAACUAGCGAGCCAGAAACCUCAAACGAAGCUACCAGGAUUAGAGAAUGUCACUGACGACCAACUGUUCUUCAUAGAAUUCGCGCAUGCCUGGUGUUCGUCAGUCAGGCCAUUAUACGCAGAGAACGUGGCCAACAGCGACGAACACAGUCCGCCGAAAUAUCGCAUUAUCGGAUCCCUUACCAACAUGGCUGCCUUCACCGAGACGUUUCAAUGUUCACAGAACAGUCCAAUGAAUCCACCGCAUAAAUGUAAUUUAUGGAAUUGAAUAGUGUACUGUAAAAAGCGAAUUUGUAUAAUUUUAUACGUGUAAGUGUUGACAUUAAAAUGAAGUAAAUGUUUUAAG
Messenger RNA from Nomia melanderi (Alkali bee), 2913 nucleotides. RefSeq names its product membrane metallo-endopeptidase-like 1. Gene Ontology annotation, biological process: protein processing. NCBI's taxonomy places the organism in Eukaryota, Metazoa, Arthropoda, Insecta, Hymenoptera, Halictidae. The record is from RefSeq and is a predicted model, not a curated record. Gene Ontology annotation, cellular component: plasma membrane. Gene Ontology annotation, molecular function: metalloendopeptidase activity.